This is a messenger RNA of Amoebophrya sp. A120, 832 nucleotides long. The record is from the annotation of a GenBank genome assembly. NCBI's taxonomy places the organism in Eukaryota, Dinophyceae, Syndiniales, Amoebophryaceae.
AAUGCAUGCUAGUUUCGUGGUCACCUAUCGCGGUCAAAAGUUAUAACAUAUUCUCGUGGUUUUCACCAUCUCGUGGACAAUUUCUUUAUUUCGUGGUCAGCUACUAGUUUCGAGGACAAACGCUUUUAACGUAUUCAGUUCGGGGACGCAGGGUGUACUAGUAUCGAGGACACAGAGUGCAAGGGCACUCCGAACGAGGACAACAGAAGGUGCAAGGGCACCGAAAUGAAGUUCGAGGACACAAAACAGCUCUUCCCCUCCUGGCCAGGACGACCAUAGGUUUUGUACUUCUUUUACCUUUUCGCUACCAUGCUCAAGCCUAUUUUUGGGAAGGGGGGUGUAACAAUUGUGGUGUUGGUGGGGUGCACACCACCAGCGCCACAAAUUGGCACGCCUGCGCCUGUAUAUCGUAGAUUUUACAGCCUUAGCGCUUCAGGGUCGUACUUAGCUGGUUAAGGUCGUGAAUAUCGCUAGAGUCGUGGGCCAGGAGUGGGGGGAGAGAAUCGAGAGGGAUUCGUGUACUCUGCUCGUGUUUCGAGGAUAUCCGCAUGCUAUGGCGGACGUGGACUGACAAUGCGCAUCUUCCUUUGCUGUUUUAGGUUGGUUCUACUAUCUCGAGUUCCGGACGAAGGUCGUCUGGUGGUUCUGCCGCAUCUGGGAAGCGUGUUCCUAGUGCGUUGCUAAGAUAGUUCGAUGCUAUUUAACAAUUGGCGUUUCCUUGUAUACUUUUCAUAUUUCUGAUUAGAUUAACCACAUUAAUUGGAAUCUACCAUAAAAAUAAAAUUUUGAAAAAAAUGAAAAAGUAACAAAUUCUGUAAAUAUAGUGAUGCAA